This is a messenger RNA of Emys orbicularis (European pond turtle), 1374 nucleotides long. RefSeq names its product potassium inwardly rectifying channel subfamily J member 4 (gene KCNJ4). The transcript is spliced from 2 exons. Gene Ontology annotation, molecular function: inward rectifier potassium channel activity. Gene Ontology annotation, cellular component: plasma membrane. NCBI's taxonomy places the organism in Eukaryota, Metazoa, Chordata, Testudines, Emydidae. The coding region runs from base 1 to 1374 and encodes 457 amino acids. Gene Ontology annotation, biological process: regulation of monoatomic ion transmembrane transport; potassium ion import across plasma membrane. The record is from RefSeq and is a predicted model, not a curated record.
AUGAUAAAGCGAGCCAUGGGUAGCGUCCGAGUUAACAGGUACAGCAUUGUCUCAACUGAAGAGGAUGGGCACAAGGUCUCUGCCCUAGGCAACAUGAAUGGGCACAGCUGGAAUGGGAAAGGACAUGUCCCCAGGCGGAAACGCCGUAACCGUUUUGUGAAGAAGAAUGGCCAGUGCAACGUGUACUUUGCCAACCUGAGCAACAAGUCUCAACGCUACAUGGCCGACAUCUUUACCACAUGUGUGGACACUCGCUGGCGCUACAUGUUUAUGAUCUUCUCAGCAGCCUUCCUGGUCUCCUGGCUCUUCUUUGGGUUCCUCUUCUGGUGCAUCGCUUUCUUCCAUGGUGACCUGGGUGCCACUGGGGUGGGCGGUGUCCCCACCACUGCAAAGCCCUGCAUCAUGCAUGUCAAUGGCUUCCUAGGAGCCUUUCUCUUCUCGGUGGAGACGCAGACCACCAUUGGGUAUGGGUUCCGUUGUGUGACUGAGGAGUGCCCAUUGGCCAUCAUGGCAGUAGUGAUCCAGUCCAUUGUGGGCUGUGUCAUCGACUCCUUCAUGAUCGGCACUAUCAUGGCCAAGAUGGCGCGGCCCAAGAAACGGGCCCAGACCCUCCUUUUCAGCCAUCAUGCUGUCAUCUCUGUGCGUGAUGGCAAACUGUGCCUCAUGUGGCGAGUGGGAAACUUGCGGAGGAGUCACAUUGUGGAGGCUCAUGUCCGGGCUCAGCUCAUCAAGCCCUACAUGACACAGGAAGGUGAGUACCUCCCGCUGGACCAGCGGGACCUCAACGUGGGCUACGACAUAGGCCUUGACCGCAUAUUCCUGGUAUCCCCCAUUAUCAUUGUCCAUGAGAUUGAUGAGGAGAGCCCACUCUAUGGAAUGGGCAAGGAGGAGCUAGAGAUGGAGGACUUUGAGAUUGUCGUCAUCCUGGAGGGGAUGGUGGAGGCCACAGCCAUGACCACCCAGGCUCGCAGCUCCUACCUGGCCAGUGAGAUCCUCUGGGGUCACCGUUUUGAACCUGUGGUCUUUGAGGAGAAGAACCGCUACAAAGUGGACUACUCACACUUCCACAAGACCUAUGAGGUGGCCGGCACCCCUUGCUGCUCAGCCCGAGAGCUGCAAGAGAGCAAGAUCACCAUCCUGUCUUCUCCGCCACCUCCUAGUGCCUUCUGCUAUGAGAACGAGUUAGCCUUAGUAAGCCAAGACGAAGAUGAGGAGGAGGAGGAGGUGGAAGUGGGGCCUGGGUUAGGAGGAAGCUCCAAGAAGGAUGGAGGAGUCAUCCAGAUGACGGAAUUUGGGAGUCACUUGGAUCUGGAACGGCUACAGGCUGCCAUCCCCCUGGACACCAUCUCCUACCGCAGAGAGUCGGCCAUCUGA